This is a messenger RNA of Pongo pygmaeus (Bornean orangutan), 957 nucleotides long. RefSeq names its product olfactory receptor 52N2-like. Gene Ontology annotation, cellular component: plasma membrane. Gene Ontology annotation, molecular function: olfactory receptor activity; G protein-coupled receptor activity. Gene Ontology annotation, biological process: G protein-coupled receptor signaling pathway. The record is from RefSeq and is a predicted model, not a curated record. NCBI's taxonomy places the organism in Eukaryota, Metazoa, Chordata, Mammalia, Primates, Hominidae.
AUGUCUGGGGACAACAGCUCCAGCCUGACCCCAGGAUUCUUUAUCUUGAAUGGCGUUCCUGGGCUGGAAGCCACACACAUCUGGAUCUCCCUGCCAUUCUGCUUUAUGUACAUCAUUGCUGUUGUAGGGAACUGCGGGCUCAUCUACCUCAUCAGCCAUGAGGAGGCCCUGCACCGGCCCAUGUACUACUUCCUGGCUCUGCUCUCCUUCACUGAUGUCACCUUGUGCACCACCACGGUACCUAAUAUGCUGUGCAUAUUCUGGUUCAACCUCAAGGAGAUUGACUUUAACGCCUGCCUGGCCCAGAUGUUUUUUGUCCAUAUGCUGACAGGGAUGGAGUCUGUGCUCAUGCUCAUGGCCCUGGACCGCUAUGUGGCCAUCUGCUAUCCCUUACGCUACGCCACCAUCCUUACCAACCCUGUCAUCGCCAAGGCUGGUCUUGCCACCUUCUUGAGGAAUGUGAUGCUUAUCAUCCCAUUCACUCUCCUCACCAAGCGCCUGCCCUAUUGCCGGGGGAACUUCAUCCCCCACACCUACUGUGACCACAUGUCUGUGGCCAAGGUAUCCUGUGGCAAUUUCAAGGUCAAUGCUGUCUAUGGCCUUUUUGCAGCCCUUCUGAUUGGGGGCUUUGACAUGGUUUGCAUCACUGUGUCUUAUGCCAUGAUCUUGCAGGCAGUGGUGAGUUUGUCAUCAGCAGACGCUCGUCAUAAGGCCUUUAGCACCUGUACCUCCCACAUAUGUGCUAUUAUUAUCACAUAUAUUCCAGCCUUAUUCACCAUUUUUACUCACUGUUUUGGGGGAAAAAACACUCCCCACCAUGUCCACAUCAUUAUUGCCAAUCUCUAUCUGAUGUUUCCACCCACUCUGAAUCCUGUUGUUUAUGGAGUGAAGACCAAGCAGAUCCGGGAAGGGGUAAUCAAGUAUUUUAAGGAGAAAGGCAUCCUAGGUAUAAAAUAG